AUGAUACCCGGCGAACCGGAAACUCAGCAGACGACGGCUUCUCCCAGUGUAGAGCAAAGAAUGUCUGCUCUCUCACCCCAGUUGCGGCGUUCUCGCCCGGGCCACGUUCAGACUACCUUCAACUCCAACUCACAACCGGUCCACGUAGCGGAUUCCGAAAUUAGCGCGUCCUCGGCAGCUUCUAGCUCACAGCAGGGAUCACCAAUCAUGUCUCCCGGUGCUGCCGUCUUGACGACGAACUCAUCAAUUCAGGCUUCGCCCGAACCCCUUGGAUCACGGGAUGAUGAUCAGUUCUCGGCCAGCUUUCAACUUCCAGACUCGAUCUUGACUCACAAGACAAGCAACAAUUCCCUGAGCAGGAGCUGGGUUAGUAGCACUAGCCCAAUUGUAGAGGUGGCGGUUCCGGAACUCAGAAGUAAUAGUGUAUCUGCCACAUCCAUUGGCACUGCACCCACUGCCACGACCAGCAAGGGGAACUUGAUUCGCAGAUUGUCCAGCCGAGCCUCAAGGAGACUGACCAGUAGCAGAAGGAGACAGUCUUCUGCGACGCCCGCCAGCCGAGAUGGGAGCAUUGGCCCGUGUUUCUUGCGGCGGCGCAGCGACAGCAACAACACCGCUCCUCCCGACUACGUCCCUACACCUUCAACCGACUCGGAAUCUGACCUGGACGAGAGAGAUGAUCUCAUGUCGAUUAAAUCCUCAUUCCUGGACCAAAUCCCCAAAGGUUCUUCUGCGAACAGCACGACGGGCUCCAUUUCGGGCAGUGCUAACAACAUGGCCGGCCCAGUCAUCCCUUUGCAGUUGCAGCGUGGCACAUGGUUGAGGAAGAUCUCCAAGAAGAAUCGAUCCAAACGCAUCUGUCUCGUUUACGAACGAGAAACAAACAAGCUUGUUUGGGACCAAGCUCGUCCUCACAAGUUUUUACAUGUUGAUGAAAUCAGAGAAAUUCGAUUUGAGUCUGACAUCCAGCAAUACGCUAGAGACUUCAAUAUUCCUGAGCCAGAACGAUUGACCUGGUUCACGAUUCUCUACACUAUGCCUGACAAGUCUAAAUCGAAACUCAUGCAUCUUAUGGCCGACAGCGUAGAAACAACUAACCUCUGGAUUAACUUUCUCGACGCCAUGAUGAGACACAGACAGGACGUUAUGACGGCAUUGAUGACCUUCAACGACAAAGCCAUCCAGCAGUAUUGGCAGUCUGAAAUGACGAAAAAAUUUGGCGACAGUCCCCGGAAUGAGGAACAGGAAGAGCUCGACAUUACCGGUGUAAUGCGAGUAUGUCAGAAUCUACACAUUUAUAGCUCACAAUCUACUCUUCAGGCCAAUUUCAGGCUCGCCGACGCGCGCCACUGCGACGCUCUUAGAUUUCAGGAAUUCUUGGACUUUGUUCGACUUAUGCGUCAGAGACCGGAUGUGCAGCGCCUCAUUCGAAGCAUCGCUGCCAAGCCUGGCAAGGGCCUGACAUUUGCGGAAUUCCUAUCCUUCCUCAAAGACUACCAAGGUGAAGACGUCGAAGCCAACAAGACCACUUGGGAGAGGCAUUUCAAUAAGUUUGUCCGCAAAUACCGAUCUGACGAUUUGGCGGGGCUGGGCAUUUUGCAAGACGACUUAUACAUGUCCGAAGCCGCAUUCAUUGGGUUCUUGUCCUCGCGGCAAAGUGGCCCUCUAGUGGAGGAGCCUCAACAAUACACGUUGGAUCGCCCCAUGAACGAGUACUUCAUCUCCAGUUCUCACAAUACCUACCUCCUUGGUCGACAAGUCGCUGGUCAAUCCAGCGUUGAAGGAUACAUCCGCGCACUUGCUCAGGGAUGUCGAUGUGUCGAAGUGGACUGCUGGGACGGUUCUGACGGUCAGCCCCAAGUGGUCCAUGGACGGACUCUUACAUCGGCCAUCAGUUUCAAGGAGGUCAUGACCACCAUCAACAAGUAUGCGUUUGUCAAGUCCAGUUUCCCUCUCUGGAUCUCUCUCGAGGUUCAUUGCAGCCCUUCCCAACAAGCCUUGAUGGUUGAUAUCAUGAAAGAUGCUUUCGGGUCAAGGCUGGUGACAGAGCCCCUGGACCCUUCGUCGGACAAACUACCGUCUCCAUCGGAGUUGAUGGAGAAGAUUCUCAUCAAGGUCAAGAAGCCACGAGGCGGAAGAGAUGAGACCCUCCCAGCGGAACCAACCGGCCGACGACGUGGAAGCAGCUUGAGCUCGCCAGUUUCAAAGCCAGCUGUUCCAGACAGCGGCGCCUUUUCACCUUCGCAGUCAGUCCCCCAGAGCCCCCUUUUGCCCGCCUCCAACCAGGCCCGAAGACUGGUCAGCAAAAGUCGUGUCAAUACCAUCGCAGAAGGCGAGGUGCACGACAUCCCGAGCAGUAGCACGAGCGACAAUGAGAGUGGAAGCGAAAUGGGCGGCUCUAUCCGACGGUCACAAAACAAGACGACGCGGUACCUUGGUGCGCUUGGUGUAUACUGCGCCGGAGUCAAGUUCUUUGGUUUUGAAGAUCCCGCCGCCAAAACUUUCAACCACAUCUUCUCGUUUAUGGAGACCAGUUUCGCCAAGCACUCACGGACCAAGGAUGCCAAGAUGGCACUCGACAUUCACAACAUGCGGUACCUGAUGAGAGUUUACCCCGACGGUCUGCGACUGGCUUCGAGCAACUUUGAUCCUCUGAUUUAUUGGCGCCGCGGUGUGCAGAUGGCAGCGCUGAACUGGCAAACUUUUGACUCGGGCAUGCAGCUCAACAAUGCCAUGUUCCAAGGCGGCAAGGAUGAGUCGGGAUACGUUCUGAAGCCUGAUGAGCUCCGUGACAUCCAGAUUCAGCCAUACAAUUCUGCUAUUGCCGAAGGCAAGAAGGAAAGAUCUGUGGUGAGGUUUGCCAUUGAGGUUAUUUCGGCCCAGCAGCUUAUGAGGCCCGCGAACCUCGCCGCCAACAAGUCGAUGGAUACUUAUGUUGAAGUGGAGAUUUUCCAUGCCAACGAUAAACGAGACAAAAAGGAAAUUGGCUCAUGGCUGACCCACGCUCUUGAUUCGCCGCUCAAGUUCCAGACGGAUGUAGUACGCGAGAACGGCUUCAAUCCCGUGUUUACCGGUGGCCCGUUCAAGUUUACUGUGACCACGAAGCACCCAGAGCUGAUCUUUGUGCGCUGGUCUGUCAAGCUAGCCAGCUAUGGGGAGAGUUACAACAGCAAAGAAGGCUCGGCCAUUGCCACGUACACGGCGAAACUCAAAAACCUCAAGGGGGGGUACCGCACUAUACCACUCCACAACCACGCAGGGGAUCAGUAUUUAUUCUCGACACUGUUCUGCAGGAUAAAUGUCGAGCCCAUUGAAACAAAACUCUUCGAUAUUGCUACUCCGGUACAGGACGGCGGUAAGCUCAACCGCUUCGGUGGCAAGGUGUUUGGCCGGACCAACACGAGUCCUCGCAGCACGUUUGAGAAGAGCAUUACGGAAAAGAACAGCUUUGACAACCUCGUCUAG
This is a messenger RNA of Metarhizium album ARSEF 1941, 3465 nucleotides long. RefSeq names its product phosphoinositide-specific phospholipase C. The transcript has a single exon. Gene Ontology annotation, molecular function: phosphatidylinositol-4,5-bisphosphate phospholipase C activity. Lineage: Eukaryota; Fungi; Ascomycota; Sordariomycetes; Hypocreales; Clavicipitaceae. Bases 1 to 3465 code for a protein of 1154 amino acids. The record is from RefSeq and is a predicted model, not a curated record. Gene Ontology annotation, biological process: lipid metabolic process; phosphatidylinositol-mediated signaling.